Manihot esculenta (cassava) is the source of this 2492-nucleotide messenger RNA. Its product is annotated as phosphatidylinositol 3,4,5-trisphosphate 3-phosphatase and protein-tyrosine-phosphatase PTEN1. Gene Ontology annotation, biological process: phosphatidylinositol dephosphorylation. Gene Ontology annotation, cellular component: cytosol. NCBI's taxonomy places the organism in Eukaryota, Viridiplantae, Streptophyta, Magnoliopsida, Malpighiales, Euphorbiaceae. The record is from RefSeq and is a predicted model, not a curated record. Bases 388 to 1662 code for a protein of 424 amino acids. The transcript is spliced from 7 exons. Gene Ontology annotation, molecular function: protein tyrosine phosphatase activity; phosphatidylinositol-3,4,5-trisphosphate 3-phosphatase activity.
CUACUUUUUUCUUGGUGGAGUAAAGAGAGAAAAAAGAUAAUAUCUUAAUUCACAUGAGAGGCCAAGCCCCAUUAGCCUCAAUAUUAGGGGUUGAAAAUUAGGGAACAAAAGCUUCAUCCAGUUUUAGCAUACAAUAUCCAGAUUCUAUACAUUUCUCAUCAAUUUCGCUUUGUACCAAGGAAGAAAGAACAUGGAGCAUGUCGUAAUCUCCUGGCCCCCCUGAAUCCACUUUGCUCCUAUUCCAUUUUGCUGCAGCUAUUUCCAGGACUUCAACGUAAAAAUUUUACCUUCUCUACACCUGCAUGUUCUAGAAAUCGCUAUUAUUCUUAUGAAAUUGACUGGACAAUUUCUUCUUCAAGUGAAGAAAUCUUAACGUUGAACGGCUAAAUGGGUUCGAAGCUUGCAAAGGAGGGGCUAGGAAAGGCUGAGACCUCAAAUUUACAACAUGCUCAACAUUCAUUCAUCAAUUACCUCACCACAAGUAUAUAUCUUCGAAGCUUGGUAUCGAAGCAUCGCAGGCGAAUGCUUGUUGCUGGAUAUGAUCUUGACAUGUCAUAUAUCACAGAUAGAGUAUUAGCUAUGUCAUUCCCUGCAGAACGUAUGCGAGCAAUGUAUCGUAAUCCUCUAUGGCAGGUGAAAUCUGUGCUAGACAUGAGGCAUCCAGAGCACUACAAGGUCUAUAAUUUAUGUAUCGAGGAAUCUUACGAUCCAGCACAUUUUCAUGGUCGUGUUGAGGCAUACCCUUUUGAUGACAAUCAUGUUCCACCUCUGGAAAUGAUGAAGCAGUUUUGUGAAAGUGUUAAUACAUGGCUAUCACUAGACCCCAAAAAUAUUGCAGUUGUGCACUGCAUGGCUGGUAAAGGUCGAACAGGUUUAAUGGUCUGUGCCUACCUUGUUUACAGUGGCAUGACAGCAGACGAGGCUCUUCAAUUGUAUGCAAAUAAACGGACUACGAACAAUGAAGGAGUCUCAAUACCAAGCCAACGUCGUUAUGUGGGGUACUGGGCUAGUGUACUUUCGUUUCCUAAGAGAAUUGGAGAUGGACCUCCUAAAGCAAACAUACCUCAAUCUUGUAGCAGAGAACUGCGCCGAAUUCGUCUUUAUGACGUGAUUAACACUGUUUCAAUCUUCUUUGUGGUCACAGAGUUGGAAGAGGUACCAGGCCAGCUAUACCGUCCAGCUGGGGAAGUUGCCAGAGGUUACUGCAGACCCAUUACGAAAGGAUAUCAGAGAAAUGCUAGUCCUCGCUACUAUAUCUCUUUUAUUGAAGGUGAUGAAGAACAGAAGAAGUCCGAAGUAGAAGAACCUCGCAUUGUAGUUCAAAUGGACACAGAAAAUCCCAUCAUCGAUCAAAAGAGCUGCCUGGACUUCUACUUCAAUAAACCUGUAGAGGUUACAGGAGAUGUCCGUGUUAUAUUCUACCAGAAAAUGAUCGGAGGCCGCCUUUUCUAUGUCUGCUUCAACACAGCUUUCAUCAAGAAUAGCUUGCUACAGUUCUCAGUGAGAGAUUUGGAUAAACUUGGGAAUAAGGGUAAAUCAAUAUGUGGGUCUUCCUUCUGCUUGGAGCUGCUAUUUGGUCCGGCAAGGGCAAAUACAAACCCUGCAUGCAUUCCUCCUUCUUCUGAUGAGAAUGAAGAUCGUCUUACUGACGAUUGUUUCUGAAAUCUUUUUCAAAAUGUAUACAGUUAACUAGACGUCCUCCUCCAUCAAGAUAUAUUAUGAGACGUGGUCUCGCUGUCUAGUUUUUCAUGGACGGCGGCAGGAACAAGUAAAGAAGAUGAAGUUUUGUAUCUUAAUUAGGUACUGCUGAGAUCAUGGCAAAAGAUCAAAAUGUGCUUCGCUUUUCUGUUCUUGCGGAUGUCUAAUUGGUUUUCUUUUUGGUGGAUCCGAUUGCCCAUUUCUUUUGUUUUGAUUUGAAAAACUUUGGAUUUAUUUCAAGGACCAAUAAUAAACUGUCAGAAGCGGCGAUUAUAACUGGAGGGCAAAUUAAAUAAAAAAACCGAACUUUAGACUUUUACCUUGUUUCUUCGAAUCUUGGCUGCACCAUCUUCCCCAUAGUCUGUUUAUGCUCGAGAUCUAAAUAAAGUCUAUAUUAAUGAUUUAAAAUAUGUUAUAUAUUUAAAUAAAAGUUUGGGGUAAAAGAGUAAAUAAGGGAAAGAGCAGUGGCAAUUGGGCAAAGAGGAUUAGGAAGCUAGGGUUAGGAGGGUAUAAAAGUAGGAGAGAAGAGAAGCAAAGCAAAUCCGCCCGAGGCCGAGCGCUUCCCUCGUGAGUAAAGGGGUGGCGUGGUAUUCCACGGGAGAGGUUCCUUUGAAAAAUCGUGGCGCGUGAAAGUGCGACGGGCGCACAAUAAGCAAACUUGGGGCUGCCAUGGCCGCUUGGCUGCUCUAGUCUUUGCAGCCAUAGCGAUGGGAUUGCCCUACAUUUAAUUCUUCCUUUUCUUUUAUUCUUUUUGAAAAAAAUAAAAGAUUGAAAAUUGAGUUUCUUUUCCUUUA